AUGGGUCAAAGGAUAGUACGGCUGGACAAAUACCUUCAAUAUGGGCAAAUAGUCAAUACUCUCACAUUACUUGGGCUGCUCAUUUUCCCCGUAUACAGUCCAUUUUUCAAAAUUGUAAUGGCCCUGUAUGCGAGCCAGGUCACCAUCAUUCUGUUCAUCUACAUACUAAUUGCAUGUUUUAUACUGUCGCAGCCUACUUCUGAAAUUAUGCCAAAAAAGAAAUUGAAAAACACGGCGACUAAGGCCUUAUUUCAUCCGCUGGUGGCAUUCGUACAAUUAUUAUAUGGCAAUAAAAAGUCUGUUGCCUUUGUCGCAUUGGUACUAAGAAAGCUGAUCUCUUUUAUUGCGAGCCUUUAUGUCAGUUCAGCUGACAAUUUGAAUAAUCAUUUAAAAUUCUUUAGCAUUUACUGUGUGAUGGAAGUCCUAUUCACCCAAAUGAGUUGCAAGUUGGUCACAUCUAACAGGAAGGAGUAUCGCUACUUGAACAUUCGAAGGCUGGUUCUUUACUAUCAAAUCAUAGUAAUGGCGAUUCUUUUCAUUCAAUUAUACAGGUAUAGUACAUCAGCAAGCAACGAAUCUCCAUUCGAAACUCAUUGGUAUUUUUGGUUCAUGAUUUUGGGGAGCUCCAUAUUUCAUUAUACAUUGACUUUUGAGUUUGGAGCGUUUGAAAUGAGUUAUUAUGUUCGCAUCAAUGAUGUCUUCAGAAAUGACGAUCAUCGUCUGCAUUUGGCAUGA
This is a messenger RNA of Komagataella phaffii GS115, 735 nucleotides long. RefSeq lists its product as hypothetical. Bases 1 to 735 code for a protein of 244 amino acids. The record is from RefSeq and is a predicted model, not a curated record. The transcript has a single exon. Lineage: Eukaryota; Fungi; Ascomycota; Pichiomycetes; Pichiales; Pichiaceae.